Molecule: messenger RNA, 11406 nt
Organism: Porites evermanni
Lineage: Eukaryota; Metazoa; Cnidaria; Anthozoa; Scleractinia; Poritidae
Source: the annotation of a GenBank genome assembly
AUGGCAAACGGAUCGUUGAGGGAAAAGUUUAGCUUUCACUGCUUUGUGAAAUACUUUCUUUUUGCUACUAAUGCCAUUUUAUGGGUAAGUAUCACCAACGUUCUUGCAUAGUGAACAGAGGGUGUAUUGCACACUGUCGGUGUACAUGUACUGUUCCUCUCGUGAGAGACCUCUGCCGCUAACAGGUAACCUCGAUCUUUGAGCUACAUGUCCGUUCUGUUUCCUUUUCGGCACAACUUAAACUACUAACAUGCCGGUAAUAAUGUGCUGUAAACCCCAGUCGUUGUUUUGUACUUUCGCCCGAUGCUUUCGCGUUUCUUUCGCGCCUGCCCCGCUUGGCAAGCUCUCCCUCCAACACCCCCUGCCCCUACCCCUCGGGAGAGCUUGUAUGUAGGUUAGUAUGACAUUAGCAAUGCGGCUAGAUGAUCAGUCUGGUUAUAAAGAAUUCCUCAAGAUCACAAUAUUUCACACUUAAGCUUUCAUGUGAUAUUUAAAGAUUUCAUCUAAACAAUACAUAAGCAAGUCGCAGGUCAGGCAGCGUGGCUGAAUGGUUUGUGCGACGGACUUACAAUCAGGCAGUCCCUGGUUCAAGUAAUGCUCUUUGGCCACUUGCUGGAUUUGCUCUCGGUUGUCCCAAUUCAGAUCCUCAGCCAAACCUGUAACUUGCCGGCUGGUUGCCUCCUUUUAAUACUGUUAUGUUACAUUUGAAUUAUUUGUUUCUACUUACUUAACUUGAGUUGAGUACCUUUAUGCUAGCUGCAUAGGUUAAGUGCACUUUCCACUAUGAACAUACCUUACGCUUUGAUGUUAAGUAAGUUUAACAGCUGUGCGCAAAGUUAUUCUGCCCAUCUGAACAUGCUCUUUGCUUUUUAUUUCUGGAGCCGAGAAAGGCUUUGUCUGCAUCAGUCAAGUACAUCUCUGCUUUGUCAGAGAUCAUUGCAAAUGCUGAGGAUGGGGGUGUAAGGAUCAAAACUGUCUCUAACAAACUGUUUUACAGUCUUAGAUUGUUUUAUUUCUUCCACUGACCCUUCUCUUUCCUUCCUCAGUACACCUGCUACUAAUAUCUAAAUUAUAGAUUAAAUGAGGAUCAUUUUGCAUCAUGCAUUCUGAACAUAAUCUUCUUCUCUUUUAACAUCCAGGUUCUUUGCUUAACUACAUAAAAAAAUAUUUUAAAAUACAACAUAGUAAUUAUGUAUAAGUUAGACUGACCAAGAUGCAGAUCGUCUGGUCUAUAUUGUACGUAUCAGAUCUGAAAUAUUUUGUCAAAUAAGUGCCCGCUUAAGUAUAUGGGCGUUUAUUACGCUUUCCUAACUAAAGAUUGGUCCAGUUGUUUCUGGGAAGUUUCAGUAUUUACAAAGGAUGUGGGCAAUAUAGGACAAAAGUUAAAAGAAGAGAUGCACGUAACACACACAAAGGAACUCUUCAAGUGCCCACAUAUGGUACAAUACUUUAUUUAACAAGGAAUUUACACUUAUCUUAAUCACCUAGUUUACAGCCAUAAAGGUAUAUUCUAAAAAUUAAAAACUAAAAAUGUAUCAUAAUUAUUCAUGAUACAUGUAUGAAAACUGUAAAAGCUAAUAACUAAGAAUUGAUAAAAACAAUAAAAGCAACAAGCAGCAGCUACCAUGAAUUCCGAUAUUAUAAUCUUAAGCAAUCAAACUUUCUUCUUCACUUCAUUAGUACCUGCUUUAAUUCUAAUAUCAUUUGGUGGCUUUUUCCUUUUCCUAGUGGCAAAAUAUUUCCAUGGUUUGAGACCAUACAUGUAUUUUAGUCAUGUUAACUUUAGGCAAUGAAAGGAUAUAAUCAUGUUGAAGAUUACACUUGGAUAAGCGUAAGGUGAUAUGACCUCUUUAUUGUGGGUGGAGCUUUGUCUGAUAUACUAUUGUUUAUUGUCAUUUGCAUGCCUUGGAUUAUUCAAGUUUCCAUAGAUGGGAGUCUUUCUUUCUAAGAAAUCUUGAUAAGAUGCACUUUUAUCUUUGAAGAUACAUGUACUACCUCAAAGCCUUUUCGUUGACUUUCUCAAUUUCCUGUUAAAGAAACAUGGAUAUAGAAAUAACUGAAAGUGUCUUUAACGGAAAAGAGACGUUCUUUGAUAUUGAAAAAGUGAGAAGGGGCUAGGUUUAUUCAAUGGGGUGCUUAGACAUGUAUUUGAUAAAAUGGCCAAGUGGGGGGUGCUUUUUCCAGGAAAUAUGGUAUUGUAGGGAAAUUCUCAAGUUAAGUGUGAAAUUGUAUAAGGAUUGCAGCAAGCAUACCACACCACCUCCGUCCAAUUUUUCUGGAUUAUAACCCCCCGCCCCCUCCCCCAAGGCUUUAAUAUGCUCAAUCAAAAGUCAUGCUGUUAUCUGUCAAUAAUCCCUAAUUUGGCUGUACACGCUUUAUGUAUUAUGUCAGAUCAUCAGUAUAAUUUUUAUUGGAGUGGGAUCAUGGGCUCAUGACGAGAAGAAAAAAUACAGUGACCUGGACAGCCUUGCAUUUGAUCCCUCGAUUUUGAUUAUUAUCGUGGGCUGCUUCAUGUUUGUAAUCACAUUCUGCGGAUGUAUUGGAGCUCUGAGGGAAAACAAACUCUUACUACGAAUUGUAAGUUACCGGUAAAUUAUGUAACUAUUCUGCUUUUAAGAUCCCCAUGAAAAUUCAAGGGUUGUCGCUAAGAUUUCAAGUUGCCAAAGUUAAUACAACAAGUAGGCAGGGAAUCAAACAGCUAGGGGUUUCUAACAGUUUUUCAAGGUUCAUAUUUGUUGUUUGUAACAUUUGAUAUUAAAUAUAAUACUGGGGAGACAUAUUUGUUUGACACAAAGCUGUAAUUUUGUUAUUCGCAAGGAAUGUCUCAAGUUCAUGAUGAAGACUUGUAAUUGGCAUUAUAAACAAAAUGAAGUAGGCAGCUGUGACAGAGCUCCUUUAAUAUCAUGAUUAUUUUAAAUUUUGUAGUUUAUGGGAUCACUGACCAUUAUCUUCAUCUUGGAACUGGUCACAGGAUUUGUUGCAUUCUUUUUUGUUGACAAGGUAAAAGGAAUUAAAUUGUUCAUACACACCUUUGCGAAGUCCAAUGAAAGCUUUUAGUUUUGUUUGUGAGUGUUUGUUUGCGAUUGUUUAGACUGUCUUUAAUAAUACCUAGAGGCUCAAAUAGUAAACAGCAUCUGAUCUUUCACUAUGUCACUAAAUUUAACAGAAAGGUCAUUGAAGAAAAGGAAAUGACUUNGGGUUUCUAACAGUUUUUCAAGGUUCAUAUUUGUUGUUUGUAACAUUUGAUAUUAAAUAUAAUACUGGGGAGACAUAUUUGUUUGACACAAAGCUGUAAUUUUGUUAUUCGCAAGGAAUGUCUCAAGUUCAUGAUGAAGACUUGUAAUUGGCAUUAUAAACAAAAUGAAGUAGGCAGCUGUGACAGAGCUCCUUUAAUAUCAUGAUUAUUUUAAAUUUUGUAGUUUAUGGGAUCACUGACCAUUAUCUUCAUCUUGGAACUGGUCACAGGAUUUGUUGCAUUCUUUUUUGUUGACAAGGUAAAAGGAAUUAAAUUGUUCAUACACACCUUUGCGAAGUCCAAUGAAAGCUUUUAGUUUUGUUUGUGAGUGUUUGUUUGCGAUUGUUUAGACUGUCUUUAAUAAUACCUAGAGGCUCAAAUAGUAAACAGCAUCUGAUCUUUCACUAUGUCACUAAAUUUAACAGAAAGGUCAUUGAAGAAAAGGAAAUGACUUUUUCCCCUGCACUGGUACCAUACAAGAUUUAAAGGAAACUAUGCAAAUUAGAGAAAGAAAAAAAAUAAAAAGAUGGAUGUAAAUUUUUUAGAAAUCAAAACUGACUAUGUCUUAGCUGUCCAACCACCCACAGCCUCUCUGUUUCUAAUAAUAAGGCCAUCAAGGUAAUUAUAGGUGAGAGACAUCUUGUGGGAGGCAGCAGUGGAAGGCAGCAGUGGAAGGCAGCAUAGCCGAGUGGUCAGCGCGUCAGACUAGCAAUCAGACCAUCCCGGGUUAGAGUCCCGCUCUGGCCGCUUGCUGGAUUUGUUCUCUGUCGUCCCAAGUUCAAAUCUCAAAUCUUCAGCCAAACUUGUAAAUAGCCAACUGGUUGCCUCCCGCCAGUUGGGGUUUUUAAUCCUGUUAUGUUUUAUUUGCAUUAUCUGUUUCAGAAUUAUUUGAAUGGAGUGCCUGUAAACUAGCUGGAUAAGCUAAGUGCACUUGCCACUAUAAACAAACCUUUGAAUUAAAAAGACAUAAAUGGUCAUGUGCUUAAAAAAUAGAGGAUGCAAGUUUUUGUUCUUCAGACUGCUACUCUCACUUUUCAAAUCUUGCCUCUUACGGUGCAUGAGUACUGCUGGGCCUCUUUGACUUUGUCUACUCACAAAGUUUUUUGAAAACAAAAGAUUCUCAAGAACAAUAACGUACAUUAUUUGAGGGCUGUUUCCUGAGAACUCAGUUACUGGUUUUAUAGUUUUCAACGGUUGCAUAAUUGAACCUUAAAUUUAUUUGCAAAAAAUUGAGAAUCUUUUGUUUUUAGAAAACGUUGUUUUUUUCAAUUCUCUAGCAAGUGUUCCAGUUUGAGGGUCUGCAAUGUAAUAAAAGUAAAAACUGGAUAGAAAUAAUUGCUUGCAUUAUAGAGGUUUCUGUACAAUAGUAUAAAGUUUUAUUGCUUUGUCUGGCAUUUUUGAGACUGUAUAAAGAAUCAGCCAUACAAUUUUGGAGAGAGUCAAGUCUGUAUUUUAUCUCGUUUGAUCAUCUUCUUCCACAUUCAUUACAAUAAAGCCAGAGCAAACUAAGCUCUUUAUUCUAGGCCACAUCUGGCCCCAUGUACAAGGCAAUCCAAAUUUCAAAAUCUGGGAAAUUUUUGCUCGUGGAAUUUGGAAUCCUGGGCUUUAGAAAUUAUCUGGAUUUCAGCCUUAGGAAUCUAAAACUCCGCUAACGUUUGGAAUUCAGAUUCCAAGUUCCUGCUGAUGAGGAAUAUGGAAUCUACAGCGUAGAUAAAUACAGAAUAUCAAGACUGCCAGGGAUUGCCUUACCUGUCUGACCCCAGGGGGUGGACUCCGCAUAUGAAAGGGAUCAGGAUGCUCAUAAUCUCGCUUAGGGGUGUAAAUUUUGGAUUUUGGUUUCACUUAGGGUGUUCUGGGCAAAACGCCAUCAUAUUUAGCCGUGAAGGUCUUGUUUAGGGGUUGCAUGUGAAAAAAUAUAAAAAUUAUAUAUUGUCUGUGUUUUAACAUGGUCUCUUUUAGGGGUCAAAAAAAGCUUGGGCCACGCCCAGAUCGGUCUCCUUUAUCGGUCUCCUUUUAUCCCUUAUAACAAAUCCCUGAAAAUUGUUUUAAAAAAAACACGGGUGUACUUAACGACUGUUUUCUGUAAAUGUCUGUUCGAAGCAAAUAUUGCGGAGAAUUUUUAUUACUUGAAGACGGCCAAAAUUUCUAGAUGACCGUUCCUUUCAUGUACAAUUUUCGAAGCUUACCUCAUAAUUUCCCUAUGAUUUUCUUAAGUUUAAUUUCUCACAUUUCACUUCCGAGGUUAGGCUAUUUUUCGUAGUAAAAAGGAAACCGAAAAUUUUCGGAUUUAAAAAUGUGAUGCAUGGAAAGAGGAGUCUAAAAACUUCUUACUUUCGAAAUACAUUAAAUCGCACCUAAAAUUUUCAGGAAAAUAAUACCGUGAAGACCCUUGUAAUUUUGAAAAGAGUUAAGUUCCCCUAGAUGGACCUAACAGAAUGUAUUUCUAGAGAUCUAUAAGUACACUGAAUAGCCUUAAGAGUGAUUUCAAUGUAUUUAGGAGGAAACCGUCGUUGGGUGCCCCUGAAAUCAGUCAAAAUACCUAAGUCUAUUAUCCUUGCAGACCCGCAGUAAAGUGAAAGAGGCAACAUACAAGGUGAUCAAACGGUACAGAGAUGACCCAGAUCUUCAAAACGCAAUAGAUGGAAUACAGAAAGGAUUGAAAUGCUGUGGAGGAUACUCUUACCAUGACUGGGAACAUAAUGAGCACUUCAACUGUUCAAUCAAAACAGUACAGGCAUGUGGUGUACCCUUCUCAUGUUGUCGCGAGGUAAGCAUAUCUGCGCUCUUGAGCCAGAUCGUCGUAUGGUCAGUUGCUUCUUAAAGCAUUUGAAAAGAAAAAUGAGCGGUAACAUUACAGUAAAACUCCGCGACUAAGAGCCUUUUAGGCUAAAAUUUGGCACUUAAAGGAGCUGUGUCACGAAAUUCAGCCAAAUUAGGACAGGUAUUACAAAACACCCGUUAAAUCCAAGAGAAACAUAAAAAUAACCGCUUAAAACAUUAAAGGAAGGUUAAAAUGACACAACAGAUGUCACGGAUGGGCAAAAGUGACGAAGAUUGAAACGGAUUGAAGUUAAGGUUUUUGAAAACUGUUCAGCCUAACAGUUUUCAAAGUUUAUCUCUGCUGUUUGCAACUUCAAAAAUAAUGCUCAGAAGACAUAUUUGUUUGUCUUGAAUCUCUGACUUUGUCAUUUACAUGUAAUUUCUUUGCUUACUUUAAGUUCCAUAGCGAUUGAAGGCGAGUAAUUGGAAAAAUCAAAAUUACCGCGGCAGGAUUAGCUCAGUCGGUAGAGCGCUUGACUGCAGAGCGGGAGGUCGCGGGUUCGAUUCCCGGGGCCGGACCAAUACUCAGGGUCUUAAAAUAACUGAGAAAUGAAGGUACUUCCUUUACCCUGCAGGCGGCUGGACCUUCGCGUGGCUCGGAUGACCACGUAAAAUGGCGGUCUCGUCUCCAUUAGGAGACGUAAAAUAUAGUAAAAUAUAGUGUUCCCAAUUACUUUUUUUUUUUUUAAAUGGACUGGACUGCCGUGACACAGCCCCUUUAAGCCCCCUCUGUUUAAGAACCUGUUUAGCCUAGAAUUUGAAACAGGCUCUUGUUUUCUAAAAUCUGUGAAAAAAUUCUGUGCACUUGGGCUAAUAACGUAAGUCAAGAUUUAGAAUCCUCUUUGGAGACAUACAAUUGCUAUUGCUACUGACCAAAUCAUUUUCAUCUCUCGGAAGUGCUCUACCUGGCAUAAGAGAGAUUAAGAUUCACGUUUACCGUAAACGGCCAACGUCAGACUCAAGUUGAGAAUUUCUCAGAAUAGAAAAUAAGCAGAUAAAAACAGUCCCUAACGAUUCCUAUGGUUAAAACUGGCAUAAAACUACUUAUUCUUGUGUAGAAGCAAUAAAGAGUAAACGGAAAAUAAGGGGAAAACUUGGUCACGUGGUACAAAUUCACGUCUGCCGUUUGGCGUAAACGUGAAUCUUAAUCUCUCUAUUGUCUCCUUUGCAGCCGCUCGGGCGGGAGUCACACAGGAAGCUUGCGUGACUCCGGCCCGAGCGGCUACAAAGGAGGCUAUACCUGGCAAGGCUCAGUGAAGAUAAAUCUAGAAGUCUUUCAAUACCUCGCAUGGGAUAAAGUGGAAGAUGAGCGUCAGACUGGGUCGGUGUUGUGUCGAAUUGCACUAUGGGACUGUUUUGGGAACACUGUCCAUUGGCUGUUGCCAGGUUAUACGGGAAAUUGGGUUAAAACAUUCCCAUAGUUCCCCUAAAAACGCCUGCGUGGGAGCGAAGCUAGCUAUUGUGAUGUGGUGUGGCUAUUGUGCAGUGUCUUUUCAAUCUUUUUUUCAAAACUCUUUGAUAAUUCAUAAAGAAAAAACAAAAGAAAUUAGUGUUUAACGAGUGUCUUUAUAUCUGAUAAAGGUGCGGUUUAACUUUACGUCCAAUUUUUUAGACCAAGAUAACCUCAAAUCUAAAUAUUUGUGCAAGAAUAAGGUGAUCUAUAUCAGAGAUUUUGAAGCCGUGCAAAAAACUCGCAGUCGUUUAUUAUCAGGUGUAAAAACUCUCGGCUUCGUCUUGAGUUUUACAUCAUUUGGUGUUUGCACGUAUCCGUAACACCAAAAAAACUAACAAAAAUGGCCUAUUACAGGGUACCAAGAAGAGUUACUCGCUGCUUAAUUUUUGUUCACACUGAUAUUCUUUGUCGAACAGGAUCAAAUAAAUACACAGUGUGGAUUUUCUGUACGACGAGAGAAACUCGUAAGUACCUUUAAUUAAUCAGUACGCACCGCAAAAGGAAAAAGAACGAUGUGUAUUACUAAAUUAAUAUCAUGCGCGUGCUUUGCUUGUUUAAUCGAGGUGUUACAGAUCUAUUCUAUACUGUAAAAGAUUACAUUUUUGUGGCGUUGUAUUCCUUAGACCUGUCAGUAACUGCGGGCACAUUGUGGGUGGCUCCUCCUAAAAUGUUCUACAGUUGGUAUAGGGUGUAAUGGAGCCAAAACCAAUUGAAGGAAUUCCACUCAUUUUAGGCAUCCUGCUGACGAAAUGUUACUACAAGGAUAUUUGCUGAAGCCACCGGCCAUAAUAUUGUAGUCUGUCGCCUUCGAAUUAUACUGACGUCUGCAUAAAGUAGAACUUAUAUUCUAACUGCUUUAUGGUAGUUGCCAGAUUCUGCUGGCAGCUUCCCCUCUUCCAUUGUUUGUUAACUCGUCUUAAAGAAUGAUUUUAUUACAAAUAGGUAUGGGGUGUCCUGGAACUCAUUUUGUGAAAAAUCAUGAGUUCCAGUUCAAAAAAAAGUGAGUCCGAAAUUGAAAAUGCUUUAGGGGGCGCGCCUUUAUGUAACCAGACAGUUAAUCUGAAAACAGAUUCCAAAACUCUGUAUUACAGUUUACUGAAAUUUAAAUGUAGUCCUUCUUUUUGAAAGCACAACAAAGGCUAAAAGAAAUAUGCAUCGUUAAACAACAGCUAUAAUAAUUGCCACAGAAAUAACGCGAACGGGCCAGAUAUUUCUUCAAACACGCAUGUUCAGAUCGAUCGAUUUUUGCGUCCUAAGGGACGCAUGCCAUGAAUUAUUUUCGCCUUUGGGGAUUUGCUUUGCGUCAGGGACGCAGGAUGCAGAGGUAACAAAAUCAGUCCUAAAAAUAUCGGAAAUUUUUUAAAAAAUUCAUCUAGCAGGGAACCUGAUAGGGGAUCGCAAAUUACUGAAAUUUUAGAAAACACUAUUCGAAGCCUCUCAUAAGCCAGUGUUCAUUCAAAUGUGGCAUGUGUGCAAAGUGUCCUGUGCGCAUCUCUUAGUUGGUAUCUACAUCAUUUUAAUUCCUUAGGAAACAGAAGCUUCCUCGUUGAUUUACACCCAAGGAUGUAUAGACAGCCUGACAAACUGGAUUAACAACAAUCUUCACAUCGUUGGCGGUCUGGCAUUUGGUUUUGCAGUUAUCCAGGUCAGUGUGUAUUUCAGAUUAAAGGGGCUCUGCUCCGGCUGCCUUUUUUAAGUUUAUUUUGUGUAAAAUGGCAAUUACGCGUCCCUGUUCUCUAUGGAAAUUAAGAUUUUACUUCUGAAUGACAAAAUCACAGCUUCGUGUCCAGCAAAUGCACCUUCCAAACAUUUUUUCAAACGUUAAAAGCAACAAAUGAACCUUGAAAAACUGUCAGGCUAACAACUGUUUUCAAAAAGCAUAAUUGCAAUCUGUUUCAUUCUCUUUCAAUCACGUUUGUUUAUCCAUUCCUCUUUUUGUAUUUGCUGUGUUAUAUAUAUAUGUAAAUUCUUUCCUUAAUUUCUUCGGUUUCACUCAAUUUAGUGAUAGUUCCCACCGUCUGAAUUUUGGCGAAUUUUGUGACAGAGCUCCUUAAAACAUUCAUCAGUAAUUGCACUGUGGGUCAGCUACUCCGUUAGCAAAGUCCUCUUUAAGAUUGCCGAUAAGGUAUCCAGAUCGUUGGUGGGUAUCAGGUCGUUUCGCCCGAAGUUGUUUUGCCCGAACGUAAGUCGGUUCGCCUGAUGUUAAGUUGUCGCUCUUUAAGCCUGAAAAAAGGAAUAAGCGUGAAAAAAACAGUAACUGCACAUGUGGGUCAAAAACUUUUCCAGCGAAAACGUGAACAAAAACACAAAUUACACAUCAAAAAUCUAAUUGUUGCGAUUGCUGUACAGUCUGUUGUCCCGAACAUGAUUAUCAAGAUCGCUAAAAUUAUUCAGAUCGCUCGACCUUUAAGUUUUUAGGAUCGCAGCCAUAGAGAUCAAUAGAAUCCAAGCUUAACUAAAAAUAUCUCUGAUAUUAAAGGCGUGUUGAAGAGUGUUGUUUGUCAUCGGGCGAAUGGAUUUACGUCCGGGCGAAACAACCUCGGGCGAAACGCGACCACACUUAGUGGGACCCUCAGUGAUGUUGUAAUGUUUUUUUUAGGAGGGGAGGAGACUGACAGGUGCUCAGUCUUCUUGAAGGCUAAACGUUGUGCAAUGAAUCAUGAUUUCCUGACCAUAAUAAUAGAAGUAAUUAGAUACUGCUAUGAAACCCUUUGAAACCUUUCUUUUCUGGUUUUCCUCCUCUAGCUACUCGGUAUACUUGGCGCUUAUAACAUGAUUCGAGACAUCGACCUGAUAUUGAAGUCAGCGGACAGCGAGACAGGAAUAAACUAUAUGCUAUGAAACAACCACUGAUCAUAAGGCAGAAAAUGGUAGAACCAAUCUUAUCAGUACAGUCUUGAUAAAAAGCUAGCUACAGUUCAAACUGUAGACUUUAUCCUUUGACUACGUUGCUUAAGUUUCUUGCCGAAGAAAUGUAAGAGGUCGACAUGAUUGCAAGGCUAUCGUAACUGUCUCCGGCGCAAUUUGCUAGAUAUUGAAUUUGUCAGCGUAUAGUGAAAGUGAAUUCGACUGCUUGAAAAAACCAAAUACGGAAAUUCUUCCGAGUCUAGUUUAGAAAAGACAAUGUGUAGCUUCUGGAAGGCUAAACAUUGUCGUGACACGUGACUGGACUCUCAAUGACUCCUCUACAGAUACCUCUUGGGCUACGUUCACACGGCGGCAACGAACGAAUUUUCGACCGGUUGAAAAUUUACUUGUUCCGUUAAGACGGAACUAUCUUAACCGUAUAAAAAUUUAGACGCCUAGCCUUAAAAUAUUUGAAAGCCAAAAUCGAGUUCAUUUUCUUAGCUGGUACGGUGGAAAAUUUGACCUGCGCGGUGUGAGCACUAUAACCGUGUACAUUUUUUGGCGGUGGCGGUGUGGUUUCAUGGAUGCGUGGUAGCUCAGCUCAAAGACGCCAUUUUGGAUUUGCUGAAGUAGCGCUCUUCGCAUGGGUAGAUAGUAAAAGCUCUGACAAAAAUUGAUAUUCAAACUGGUUCGUCAGUACCAUGUGAACAGUGAGUGAACGGUUCCGUGUGAACGAAGAGUCCGGUCAAAUUUCGUCCGGUGGCGUGUGAACGUAGCUUUGGUAGCUAGUCUUCGGUGGUGGUGGUAGGCGGAAAAACGAUGGCCUUGUUUCGCUGCUCAUCGUUCUAUGUUCACGCACUAUGUUUUCGUGAGUUUUCAUUGGCGUAGCCAGCCUAUAGACCUGUAGGCCCGACCCUACUAAUUUUUGCUUUGAUCACUCUACCGCUAGUUAUGAACUAUGCGCUGUUAGGUUGAGCAAAAAGCUUCAGAGUUCAAAGUGUUAGUGAGAUCAGUGCGUACUAGUCAUGCGUGCAAUUUUCAGGUUACGCAG